UGAUGGCCCAUUUUCCCCCUUGGCCCAUGAAGAGCAAGCACCACCCGUUUCGCUGUUGCCCAAGACGAGGGGGAGAGGAAGACGACAGAGUGGCCGCCGCCGCCGACGACGACGUCGCCGUCGCUGGUGGUGCGCAGCCCAAGGCAGACGGUCAGCCUCCUCCGCAAUCGCCGCCCCCACCGCGACUGGGAUCCCUCCUCGAGGUCUCCUUCCUUCGCCGCCGCGACCACGGCCCCAAGCCGUCGGAGGUGUACGGCUUCGUCGGAUCCAUCACCACCGUCAUUUCCACCGCCGUCUACCUCGCCUGGGACUACACGCCCGAGCCAUGGCUCCGCUCCCUUGGCAUCACCUACUACCCUAGCAAGUAUUGGGCAUUGGCGGUGCCAUCGUUUGUGAUUGUGGUGGUGGCGCUGUCCAUGGUCAUCUAUAUGGGCUUCAACUUCCUCGCCACUCCUCCCCCCACCUCCUUCAAUACCAUUUUCGAUGAAAAUAGUCGGGAGCGUGUGACGUUUUCUCCUGCAAUGGAAGCGGACAGUCCCAUUGAACCCAUUUCAGACAUAAAGCACAAGAUGGGGGACACUAGCAAUAUGAAGAAAGAAUCCACAUCAAGUAAACUUCUUCACAUGGAGAGGCUUCUACAUCCUUUGCAAAGACAGGUCAUUCAUGCGUGAUGGGGUCACGGUUUCAUCAGUAAGCGACCUGACCUCUGCUUAACUGCCAGGCAGGAAGUGCCGACCGUUCAAUGUAGCUUCAGUAUACUUUGUGUUCAAUCCAGAGGCCCUGCUUCCGAAGCAGCUGUUACAGCAACAAGCAAGAGAGCUAAGAUUACACAUCCAAGUUCUGCCUGAAGACGAAAGACGGAUUGCAGAAGCCUGAAGAUCCGAGCAGCCUGAGGACGGGGUGGCCUCCGUUUCACGCUGUUGCUAGGAUGCAGGCCUGCCUGGCUAGAGAUGGUGAGAACGCCAUGUCAGAAAUCAAGGCUACCUGCUUCUUGUGAAGAAAGAUGUUCUACAGACGCCUCUCACUAUUAGAUUAGAUCUCUUCGCCUUCAAAUCCUCUCUCACUGUAUAUCUCAUAUUAUGCUGAACUACUCCAAUCGGCUCGUCUCUGUUCCCAACAUGUAUACUCGAUCUGUGCGUGCUACUUCCAUUCAUGGCUGAUCAUUCUACUCUUAAUCUAGAGCACACUGCAGCCCCAUGUGGUAUUUCACACGGAAUUCUUUCGCAAGGCCUCAAUUCUCAAGUAGUUCAGACAGAUAAACUUGCAAAGUU
Messenger RNA from Phragmites australis (common reed), 1271 nucleotides. RefSeq names its product phosphatidylinositol N-acetylglucosaminyltransferase subunit P-like. The record is from RefSeq and is a predicted model, not a curated record. NCBI's taxonomy places the organism in Eukaryota, Viridiplantae, Streptophyta, Magnoliopsida, Poales, Poaceae. The transcript is spliced from 5 exons. The coding region runs from base 3 to 671 and encodes 222 amino acids.